Messenger RNA from Ooceraea biroi (clonal raider ant), 1638 nucleotides. RefSeq lists its product as uncharacterized. Lineage: Eukaryota; Metazoa; Arthropoda; Insecta; Hymenoptera; Formicidae. The record is from RefSeq and is a predicted model, not a curated record. Gene Ontology annotation, cellular component: plasma membrane. Gene Ontology annotation, biological process: sensory perception of smell; detection of chemical stimulus involved in sensory perception of smell. Gene Ontology annotation, molecular function: olfactory receptor activity; odorant binding.
AUGCGAAAAUAUAAUACAAAAUGCUGCCGAGUCUCAACAGUACCACAACGAAGGAAGUUCAGCGCAAACGAACAGCAAUACUUGCACAGAGAUGGCAAAAUUGUGCGGCGAAUACUUACUACACACUUAAUCGGAUCCAGUUACUAUGUCUCGGCUUGUGGCCAUAUCAGGCAUCUACUUGCAGAUAUAUUUUAAUAACACUCGUAUCCAUUAUGCUUGCAUCCAGUGUAGUGUUUCAGCUUACCGUCUUUAUCACAAAAAAAUACAGCCUGGAACUUCUUCUUCAUGUCCUUGCGUAUAGCAUUCCAUGGCUGAUAUAUGCAUUAAAGUAUAACCUUCAUUGCUUAAAUAUAAAAAAGGUGGAAGUACUCCUAGAACGAAUACAGCAUGAUUGGAGUAUUUUAAACAAUGCACGAGAGAUCGAGAUAAUAAAAAAAUACUCGGCUAUUGGGAAAUUUAUUACAUUACUUGUGAUAUUGUUUAUCUAUGUGUCUACGUUCGUUUUUAUUGUAAUAGAGCUUGUAUCAAUUUUUCUGUUGGAUAUCGCAGCAGAUGUAAAUGAAUCUAAUAUACGACGGCUUCCGAUAUUAAUGGAAUGCUUUGUAGAUCAACAGAAAUAUUUCUUUGUAUGUUUGCUUUCGAUAUUUUUGAUUGUUUUGUGUGGUUUCGCCACUGUGGCAGCUACCGAAACAUUUUACAUGUCAUUAAUUCAACAUGCAUGUGGAUUGUUUCAAAUAGCGAGCUAUCGUAUAGAGCAAGCAUUGCACAAAGACGUAGUACGAGAUAUUACAUCUCUUGUUGAAAGAAAUACGAUGAUAUAUCUCAGGAUAAUCAGUGGAAUAAAUAUGCAUAAGAGAGCAAUUGAGUUUCUCGAAAUGUCAAAGGCGAGUUACAAAUCGACAUAUUUUGUGUUAGUACCAUUAGGUGUGCUUUCAGUAAGCGUUAAUCUUUAUCGCCUUUCACUAUUGAUAACAAUCAAAGAUUAUCACGAACUGAUCAUUAGCUUCAUGUUCGUUCUUGGUCAGUUUUGGUACAUGUUUUUCGUUAACUAUAUAGGACAGGAAGUGAUCGAUCACAGCGGCAAUGUGUUUCAUAGAAUAUACAAUGCACAUUGGUACGUAGCUCCGUUGAAAACACAGAAGUUACUAUUGUAUUUGAUGCAAAGGAGCAUACGACAUUGCACAAUCGUCAUUGGUGGUUUGUUCGUUCCGUCUUUACAAGGUUUUGCUACGGUAAAAAGACAGUUUCUCAAACUAAAAGUAUUUUCAUCGAAUGUUUUAACACCAUUUGAACAUCAGGGACGUGUCGUUGGAGAAGCGCUCUGUCUCGCAUCUCGAUCAGGAAUGAAGAGACGUUGAAAAUAUACAGACGCGACUUUGCAAGUGCGCUUGCGUCGAUCGAACAUGAAAGAGAGAAAUAUUAAACGUAUAUAGUAUAGCGUAAUAAUGUCUUAAGAAUAAUGAUGAUCGGUUAUACGGCACACUAAAAGUCAUAAUAUUCUUCUUGUGAAACAUUAAGAUAGGUCUUAGAUAUUCAUUAACUAAAUAGAAACAAAAAGCUACAAUUUACGCUGUUAACUCUAUUGUAACAUCACGCGACAGUUGCACAUCGUUUUUGACUGUACGAAUGUAAAGAAAA